This is a messenger RNA of Corylus avellana, 1605 nucleotides long. Its product is annotated as UDP-glycosyltransferase 87A1. Gene Ontology annotation, molecular function: quercetin 3-O-glucosyltransferase activity; quercetin 7-O-glucosyltransferase activity. The record is from RefSeq and is a predicted model, not a curated record. NCBI's taxonomy places the organism in Eukaryota, Viridiplantae, Streptophyta, Magnoliopsida, Fagales, Betulaceae.
CUCAAACUCAAAAGCUAUUUCUCACCUCAGGUCGUCUUGCUCCUGCGUUAGUCCCAUUAAAGGAGCUUUCCACCAACGGUAAACGAUCAACUUCCGGGAAUGGACCCCGCCAAAACGUAUCCAUCCACUAUCUGCCACGUGCUGGCGAUGCCCUAUCCCGGUCGCGGCCACAUCAACGCCAUGAUGAACUUCUGCAAGCUCCUAGCUUUGAAAAGGCCCCAACACAUUCUCGUCACCUUCGUAGUCACCGAAGAGUGGCUCGGCUUCAUCGGCUCAGACCCUAUGCCGGAUAACAUACGCUUCGCCACCGUACCCAACGUCAUACCUUCCGAGCAUGGUCGUGCCAAAGACUUUCCCGGCUUCAUGGAAGCCGUAAGCACGAAGAUGGAAGCGCCCUUUGAGGAGCUCCUAGACCGGCUUGAGCCGCUGGUGACAACCAUCGUGGCUGACACUUUUGUGGUUUGGGCUGUCGGAGUUGGGAACCGGAGGAAUAUUCCGGUGGCAUCGCUAUGGCCCAUGUCUGCGACGGGGUUCUCUCUGAUUCACCAUUUUGAGCUCUUCGUGCAGCACGGCCACUUCCCGAUUGAACUGUCAGACAUUGGAGAUGAGCUUGUAGACUACAUUCCUGGAGUGUCUACCAUGCGUAUUAUAGAUCUUCCCACCAUUAUGUAUGGAAACAAUCGAAAAGUCUUGAACCGAAACUUGGAAGGUGUUUCAGCGGUGUCUAAAGCGCAAUAUCUUCUAUUCACUUCCGCCCAAGAGCUUGAAACUGAAGUCAUUGAUACUUUAAAAGUAGAACUUCCUCUUCCGGUAUACACUAUUGGUCCUGCCAUACCUUACUUCGAACUUCAAAAGAAUUCCUCUAUAACAAAUGGUCACAAUGACGUGAACUAUCUCGAGUGGCUAGAUUGUCAAUCUACAGGCUCUGUCUUGUACGUCUCGUUUGGAAGCUUCCUUUCGGUUUCAAGUACCCAAAUGGAUGAAAUUGCAGGUGGGCUACGGGAUAGUGGCGUCAAGUAUUUGUGGGUGUCGCGUGAGGAAACUGCUCAGCAUGGAGAUGCUAGUGGUAGUGAUAUGAGCCUAGUGUUGCCUUGGUGUGACCAAUUGAAGGUGUUGUGCCAUCCAUCAGUAGGAGGGUUUUGGACACAUUGUGGAUGGAAUUCUACGUUGGAGGCAGCUUAUGCUGGUGUUCCUAUGCUUACUUUUCCUAUAUUGGGGGAUCAAAUCCCAAACAGUAAACAGGUUGUGGAGGACUGGAAGGUUGGAUGGAGGGUUAAGAAAGAUGUGGGAUCUGAAAAUUUAGUGACAAGGGGAGAAAUCUCUGAACUUGUCAAAAUGUUUAUGGAUCAAAAAAGCAAUGAGGUCAAUGAAAUGAAGAAAAGAGCAAAACAACUUCAAGAGGUAUGCCGAGGCGCAAUCGCUGAAGGUGGAUCAUCCGAAACAAAUCUUGAUGCUUUUAUUAAAAAUAUUUCAAAAGGCCACGGUCAGUAACCAUAUUGUGAUGUGUUAUGUCUGAUUAGCUAGUUGGUGAGGCAAUAGCUUAUCAUUGAUGAUUUAAUUUGUAACGAAUGACCGAUAAUUUCAAUAAGUUCAUGUGAAUUUCAA